Molecule: messenger RNA, 965 nt
Organism: Lingula anatina
Lineage: Eukaryota; Metazoa; Brachiopoda; Lingulata; Lingulida; Lingulidae
Product: potassium voltage-gated channel subfamily KQT member 1
Biological process (GO): potassium ion transmembrane transport
Cellular component (GO): membrane; voltage-gated potassium channel complex
Molecular function (GO): voltage-gated potassium channel activity
Source: RefSeq, a predicted model, not a curated record
CUAGCCCACGCAACAUUGCUUUUUUGUUAUCAGAACGUUGUUUGUCCCACUAAACGGCAAAUAUUCACAUUUUUCAGAGACGAUCAUGUUCGAGUGACGUGUGCAUAUCUAUGGGGACAGCGUUCAGAUCUCCUGCCAGUUAUUCUUGAAGAUAAACAGAUGAGUGUCAUUGGCCUGCCUAAGAACUACACAGUGGUAUCGACUGCCUUUAAAAGUAUGGUUAAUUGAUUUGGAGGACUCUAAUCAUGCCACGUAAUUGCUGUAGAUGUGAAUGAAGAAUCCUCACGGAGACCUGGACUAAACAGAUACUGUUCUUCAAAUCGGUCAAAAUGUCGUCACUAGAGGCGCUUGGAUCGUUGCUCGACUCAGAGCAGCAGAAUGAUACAUUCGAGCGCGAGCAAGAGGAGCUGCACAGAGCAAUCGACUUUGAGAUUAACACUCAUCAGUUGGGGUUCGAGGAUACAAACUUAGCAGGCGAUAAUUGCCACUGGGAUCUAGCAGACGAUAACGCGAUCGCGGCAGAGACAGAGCCGUGUGGAAUUAAAGUGAAGGAAGGGAAACUAGCAGCAGACGAGCAGUGUUGCUCACCUCAAAAAUUUGCAGACGAUCACGACGACAAGAAAGAAAAGCGUACGCUCAGGGCCCCUUGUUUGAAGGGAUCUUCUCACCACCGGCGAGGAAACGACGGCAAACGUCUGCGCGUUGAAUUUAUCAUGGAUGACGGCGACUCGGAGAAAAAUUCCCUUAGAACCGACGUUGAGAAGGAAUUUAAUAACAUCCAUGGAAGGAAACAUGGGGGGUCGAUGCAUUCAAGGUUUAGGCAGCCUAGACUGUCGCUUCUUGGGAAACCGAUAGCCUACCGACCGCCUCCGGACCCCCACUACAGAAAGGUUCAGUCAAAAGUAUACAACUUUCUGGAAAGGCCCAAGGAUUGGACCUCCAUAGCGUACCAUGUGUUCGUGUAA